UUCAAAAUUAAUUUUGUACUCUUUAUUUGUUUAUCAAGAUUUAUGGAUGUUUUUUUAAUUGCGGCCAUUCUAUGAUCUGUGUCUUUAAUCUGUUGACUAAAAAUUAAUCAAAUGAUAAACAGUUAAAUAUAAUAAUAUUGUUAUUAAAGGUAAACUAUUAUGUACUUUUAAAUUAUUUUAUUAAUGAUUUGAGUUAAAUUAGAUGGUAAAUAAUUUAAUAUUAUGAAUGUAAAAAUUCUUAUCAUGUGAACCGUAAAACAUAUUCAUGAUAACCUGGUUUACCAUAAAAAAAUCUCAAUGAACAACAAAGAAAUAAAUUCCUGACAAAUACAGUACAAGGUAAUAGCUGUAUGAGUAACAAUAAGGACGAGGCAGUUACUACCAUUAUGUAUGAUCCAGGAAUUCGACAGGAUCAAAAUCCAGUAACUGGUCAGUUGUAUGCUACAAUUGUCAAAAAAGAUGAUAAAGCAUCUUCAGUCGAUUUUCCAUUUUACAAUGUUAAUAUGGUACAGAAAGUUCCUGUAUCGGGUAAUAUAGCUGUUCUUGCUGCAGCUUCUGCAAAUGGAGUAACUCAAACAGAUAAGACUUCUUACCGAUUUGAUGUAACUGCACCUUUUAAUUACAAUUAUGCAUUAGUAAAUCAAAUGUCUCUAUCAUCGGCUGGUGCAGCAUUUAAAUGUGAUGUUUGUGGUGCUGGAUUUGCACAUGCAACAAUGCUUGAUCAUCAUAAAAAGUCAGCUCAUCCACAAGAACCACCAUCAUUUACAUGUUCUACUUGUGGUUCUUGUUUUCCUCAAGUAAGAGAUAUGAAAGUUCACCGAUCUACUGUGCAUAAGCAAUGCUUUUCUUGCGGUGCUGAUGUUGCUUCACAGACCGUAAAAGGUAAGAAGUCUAGAUUUAUUAAAUGUGUAAGCUGUAGUGGUGGAAAUUGUUCUAACUAUACACCUCAAGAAAAUGAAAUGGAACCUAGUGAUCAUAAUUUAUCACCUGAGCAAACUGCUAUUAUGAAGGGUUAUUAUCCAGUUAAAAAAAGAGGUAUGGCAACAGUUACAAAAUGUUAUAAAUGUAAUGGUUCUGGUAUUAUUUUUUUAGUAAAUGGCAAUCAUGCUAAUGUAAAUAUGAAAAAUGAUUCUAUUAAUCAUUCGAAUACUCCUAAUAAACCUUUUCAUUGUAACAUAUGUGGAGGAAGUUUUUCACGUUACUCAUCAUUAUGGAGUCAUAAACGUCUACAUACUGGUGAUAAACCAUAUAAAUGUGAUAUAUGUGGUUUGUCAUUUGCAAAAGCAGCUUAUUUAAAAAAUCAUGGCCGAGUACAUACUGGGGAAAAACCAUUUAAAUGUGGUGUUUGUGGAAUGCAAUUUUCUCAAUCUCCUCAUCUAAAAAAUCAUGAACGCAUACAUAGUGGAGAACGGCCUUAUCAAUGUGAAGUAUGCGAUAAAACAUUUGCUCGACAUUCUACUUUAUGGAACCAUCGACGUAUUCAUACAGGAGAAAAACCUUAUCGUUGUGAUACAUGUGGGUCAGCAUUUAAUCAAGCUACACAUUUGAAAAACCAUGCUAAAGUACAUACUGGUGAAAAACCUCAUCGCUGUGAUAUUUGUGGAGUUGGUUUUAGUGAUCGAUUUGCGCUAAAGCGGCAUAGAAAUAUUCAUGAGAAGUAUGCUAGACAGCAAAGUGAUGCAGCUGCUGCACAAACUGUUACACCUCCAUCUCAAGAAUUAGAGUCCAUAAGUGGACAAACUCAAAUAGAGGAAUGUAUAUAUAGUGCUGAUUACGUAGAAAAGUAUGACUCAGCUAAUAAUAUUCCUACUGACAUUGUAGAAGUUAAAGUUGAUCAACAAAAUCAAAGAGAACAUGAUGCUCAGCAACAACAAAUUGAUGAUUGUAUUUAUAAAUAAUGUAUGAUACAAGUUCAUUGAAUGAAGAAUCUUAUAGCAAUAAGAAAAUCAGAUAAAAAUAUGAUCAUAUUUAUGGGUUCAAGUAUUAUUAUCAUGAAACUCGAAGAACAUUUUAGAAUCCAGGAAUGAUAAAAUAAUAUACGGUGCUAUAGAUAGUUGUAUUAAAUAUUAAUUUAUAAGGUUUGAAGAUAAUUUAAAAAA
This is a messenger RNA of Sipha flava (yellow sugarcane aphid), 2099 nucleotides long. Its product is annotated as zinc finger protein 436-like. The transcript is spliced from 4 exons. NCBI's taxonomy places the organism in Eukaryota, Metazoa, Arthropoda, Insecta, Hemiptera, Aphididae. The coding region runs from base 351 to 1898 and encodes 515 amino acids. The record is from RefSeq and is a predicted model, not a curated record. Gene Ontology annotation, cellular component: nucleus.